Eubalaena glacialis (North Atlantic right whale) is the source of this 2957-nucleotide messenger RNA. RefSeq names its product putative keratin-87 protein. Gene Ontology annotation, molecular function: structural constituent of skin epidermis. NCBI's taxonomy places the organism in Eukaryota, Metazoa, Chordata, Mammalia, Artiodactyla, Balaenidae. The record is from RefSeq and is a predicted model, not a curated record. Gene Ontology annotation, cellular component: keratin filament. Gene Ontology annotation, biological process: keratinization; intermediate filament organization.
GAACUAGCAGCGAGGUGUGCAGAGGCAAAGGGUGGAUGGAGGGCAUGGCCCCUGCUGGGCUCUCCGGGCCUGAGGAGGCAGCUGGAGAAUCCUUGUUUCAUGACUGCUUAUUCAGACCUGAGUCAGGGUCUGUCCAGGUGGGCCUGGAUGGGGUGCGCUUCCUGGAGCAGCAGAACAAGCUGCUGGAGACCAAGUGGCAGUUCUACCAGAACCGCCAGUGCUGCGAGAGCAACCUGGAGCCCCUGUUCAACGGCUACAUCGAGACGCUGAGGCGGGAGGCUGAGCGUGUGGAGGCCGACAACAGGAGGCUGGCCUCGGAGCUCAGCCGCGUGCAGGAGGUGCUGGAGGGCUACAAGAAGUAUGAAGAGGAGGUUGCCCUGAGGACCACAGCAGAGAAUGAACUUGUCAGAAUCAAGCAGGAGGUUAACUGUGCCUACGUGCGCAAGGGAGACCUGGAAGCCAGUGCCCACAGCCUGAUAGAGGAGGUGGACUUCCUGAAGACCCUGUAUGAGGAGGAGAUGAGAAUCAUGCAAGCCCAUAUUUCAGACACCUCGGUCAUUGUCAAGAUGGACAACAGCCAGGACCUGAACAUGGACAGCAUUGUGGCCGAGAUCAAGGCGAACUAUGAUGACAUUGCCAGCCGCAGCCGAACUGAGGCUGAGAGCUGGGACCACAGCAAGUGUGAGGAGAUCAAGGCCACUGUGAUAUGGCAUGAGGAGUCCCUGCACCGCACCAAGGAGGAGAUCAACGAGCUGAACCGCAUGACGAGGCUGAUGGCUGAGGUCGAGAAUGCCAAGUGCCAGAACUCCAAACUGGAGGCCGCAGUGACCCAGGCUGAGCAGCAGGGCGAGGCAGCCCUUAAUGAUGCCCGCUGCCAGCUGGCCGGGCUGGAGGAGGCCCUGCAGAAGGCCAAGCAGGACAUGGCCUGCCUUCUGAAGGAGUACCAGGAGGUGAUGAGCGCCAAGCUGGGCCUGGACAUCGAGAUCGCCACCUACAGGCGCCUGCUGGAGGGCGAGGAGCAGAGGGGGGUGCAGCCAGCACAGCUGGGGCCAGAGCCUCAUUUGCAUAGACCUGGGCCACUUUUUUGCUGCAUACUUCCCCAGCCCCCAUUUCUCCUUCUGCUUCCAUCUUGGAACCCAUUCUGGCCCCCUCCCUUCCCCGAGGAGAGACUAUGGGGAAUAAUCUUAGUUGAGGUCCACUGACUGAUUUCCAAUAGGCUCCUACAUGAUUUAGUUAGGGACAAUGGUUUGCUGGUUCUCUGAGGAAGAAAAGUCUCCAAUUUAUAAUAUUUGCUGAUUUCAGUAGUGUAAAUACUUGUAUCAUGGCUGAUCCCAAGCUACCACUGUGACUUCAUGUAGAGUUGGCUAGAAAUGUACAAAACCGGCUCUGUGAACUGGUAGGAGCUGGUGCCAGAACACCACUGGAUAGGGGGGCAGAAUAAAAAUGGCCUCAGACUGAAAGGGCAAAGAGAAAAAUAUAUUUCUAUUAGAGAGAUGAAAAACCUGUGGCCCAGGGAGACUGGAUUGUUCACAAUGGUAGAGCCAGUCAGUAGGGGUGGGGGAGGCAGUCUGGAGCUAGAUUCCUGGGGGCGGGAGGAGAGAUCUCUGUGUCCUGCUGCAUUUUGGCAGGACCUGCUUCCCAGAGGCAUCUGGGAGAACGUGCCCCUUGUGUUCUUCUGGGACAGAGUUGGGGAGAUGCUGAGCUUUUGGAGGUGCUGGACCCCAGACCUUCUCCUCUGACCUUCUUGGGAAGGACUUGGGUGGCUCCUUAGGUGACUGGGUUCAGAGCUGGUGACCACAUGACUUCUGGGAUCAUUGUCAGGGACUAAUGCCCAGUCCUAAGGCUCUUUUCUCUCCCGUAUCAGGCUGUGUGAAGGCAUCAACGCUGUGAACAGCAGUGAGUAAUUCUGGCUCCGAAGGGGAGACACUGAUGUUAGACAGCAGGAAGAAUGUUUUAACCCUGAGGGUGGAGAGACCCAAGGAGAAGAGCGCCAUUCAUUUCCAGCCACACAGUUACAAAGAGGGAGCUGGUUGACAGGUCAUGUGUGGAAUAAUCCCUCCCUCCAGACCUGUUAGAGUGUCAGUCUUAUUUUUCCCAUCAUAGGAAGCUCUGACUUUCUCCCUGUCCAAACACACUUGUCCAUGCUCCAGGUGUCUUGUUCUGGAUCAAAACAGGUAUUUCAUCAGGGUGGCUGUCCCCAGGGAGGUCUUUGUGCAAUCAGCUACAGAAGAAUAGAUUAAGAAGGGAUUGCGAUCACUCCCUGCCAGUGAGGGUGGGAGUCCCAAGGACAGACCACAUGGAAGCUCACAUUGUCUUUCUCCCGGGAGAUUUGGAUGAGCCAGAGCCAUCCUCCUGGGUGCUCUUGGCUGGUACGGAGGGAGUUGUGUUUGGGACCAGCUCCCCCCAAUCCCCGAAGGUUCUGACUUAUCAUUAAUGUCCCCGUGCAGGUGUGAGCAGUUCCCAGGGCCGUGUCAUAUGUGGGGACCUCUCAGCCGCCCACACCUGUGGCAUCAAGUCCCGUGGGAUGGGAGCCUGUGGCAGCAGCUGUAAGAAGUGUUAAGUUGGCAGGACUUGAGGAGGCACCCAAGACCCCAGCCCAUCUCACCCUCUCUGAGGAUCCCAGCUGGCCCAUCCGCCCAACUCUGCCACGUGCAGCCCGGGGGUGGGAUGCAACUGCUCGAUCUCCUCCUGACCCACCUUCUCUACUAUCCUCUUCUCAUUUCCUGUUGUGUGGGAAUCCCCCCCUCCUUGUCUGCUGCCUCCCUCCAGCUGAGGAAGGCUGCUGCAAGGAGGAGUGACCCAUGGAUGGAUUUUCUUUGAGGAUUCUGGGCUGCCUGAGCCCAUGAAGAGGGCAACCCCUUAGCCCCCCUCCCACCUUCCUUUCCCUUGCAUUCUUGUUCUUCCCUUCCUUUCCCAAAUCUUCUUUCCUCCUUGCUCUCUGUGCUUAAAAUAAAGUC